AUGGGCUGCUCUGCUGUGCUGUGCGCGGGGCGGCGGCACCGGCCACGCGCGACACACGAGGAGGACAUGGCGCAGAGCGUGUACACGGUGCCCGAGGUGGUGGCCGAGAUCCGCGACAAGGCGACGCGGCGCCGCCUGGCCGCGCUGCCCUACGAGCUGCGCUUCCGCCGCCCGCGGCCCGACUGCGUGCGGCUCGUGACCGACUUCGCCAGGAAGACGGGCGACUACCCCAGCCUCUCGGCCACCGACCUGCAGGUCCUCGCCCUCACCUACGAGCUCGAGGCCGAGACCGUGGGGCCCGAGCGGCUGCGGCGGGAGCCCGAGGACAAGGUGCGGCUCAGCUCCUCCCUGCAGCACCCCGAGGCGCCCCUGCACCUCGCCGGCUUCCACCUGCCCUCCAAGCACAAGCGGCCGGGAAAAGGGCAGCGCCUGCCCAGCCCCGAGAGGAGCCCGGCCGAGAGCCCCGAGUUCAGCUCCUUCCUCUACUGGAGAGCCCCCCUGCCCAGCAUCGAGGAGGACUUGCAGGAGCUGCUGAACGCUCACGCCGUCACCAUCAGUCCAGAGGUGGACGAGAAGCAGCAGAGGCCAGAAAACAGGGACAGCGCCGAGGAGGAAAGCGAAGAGGAGAGUGACGAUGAAGGCUGGAUCACGCCCAGCAACAUCAAGGAGGUGCAGCAGGACAUGGGGCACUUUGACACCGCCCCGGCCGGCGUGCAGGUCGGCUGCGUCACCACCGACUUCGCCAUGCAGAACGUGCUGCUGCAGAUGGGGCUGCACGUGCUGGCGGUGAACGGCAUGCUGAUCCGCCAGGCCCGGAGCCACAUCCUGCGCUGCCAUGGCUGCUUCAAGACAACGUCCGACAUGAGCAAGGUGUUUUGUCCUCACUGUGGUAACAAGACACUGAAGAAGGUUGCGGUGAGCGUGAGCGACGAUGGGAGCCUCCACUUGCACUUCUCCCGCAACCCCAAGGUGCUCAACCCCCGGGGGCUCCGGUACCCGCUGCCGGCUCCGCAGGGCGGGAAGCAUGCCAACAACCCGCACCUGGUGGAAGACCAGCCCUUCCCGCAGCAGCGGCUCUCGCGCAAGGCCAGGCAGAAGACCGACGUCUUCAACCCCGACUACGUUGCCGGGGUGUCUCCCUUUGCGGAGAACGACGUCUACAGCCGCGCAGCCAACCUGCAGAUCCGCGACGCGGCCCUGGGCGCAGGCCGGAGGCGCCUGAACCCCAACGCCGUGACCAAAAAGUUUGUGAAGAGGAGAUGAACUGCGACCCUGCCGCCCGCACGGCGGGGAGGGCCCUGCACGGGGUCUCACGCGCGUCACCGCCCCAUGUUUAGG
Nothoprocta perdicaria is the source of this 1338-nucleotide messenger RNA. RefSeq names its product NIN1 (RPN12) binding protein 1 homolog (gene NOB1). The transcript is spliced from 9 exons. The record is from RefSeq and is a predicted model, not a curated record. Gene Ontology annotation, biological process: maturation of SSU-rRNA; ribosomal small subunit biogenesis. Lineage: Eukaryota; Metazoa; Chordata; Aves; Tinamiformes; Tinamidae. Gene Ontology annotation, molecular function: RNA endonuclease activity. Bases 1 to 1263 code for a protein of 420 amino acids. Gene Ontology annotation, cellular component: preribosome, small subunit precursor.